CAAAAAUAGACGAAGUGGAAGUAAGAAGAGCAAAGGACUGGAUCAGUCAAUACUAUGCUCUGCAACAGAGUAAAAAACUUGCUCUCAAUGACUGGUUCCGUUUAUCUUUUGGGCACAGGCGUUUGACUGCCACCCCUGUUGUGCAAAAAUUCGAGAACACGCAUGCAUCCAGUGACGAGGUCUCUGACGAGGAAUCUGAUGAACUAUCCAAUUCUGAUACCGAAGAAAAUAAUUACCAAGACGACAUCUGUCUUGGUCUAUCCUAUCGUCGGGGCCUCAGGAAAAGCUUUUUUGCUAAGUCACGAGAUCUCUUGCUAUUGGAACUAGGUGGAACUCGUUGGGAUUCCCUUAUAAUCCCUUCAUCCAUUUCGGUGCACCAAUUGGAUCGCCUUAUUUCUUCGCAUGAUAUCCAUAAUCUCCAAAAGUCGGCGUCAGAUAUCCUUGCUCGAUUGAUUUCCCUUCGUUCUUGCCUACCUCAUCAUCCGGAAAAUCUUGAAGUUGUCGACGAUCUUGGAGGUCGUGAAGGAGUGGAGCGUCUUCUUGGGUCACUUGACGAUAUCUUAGUAAACUGCGCUAAUGGUUUUGAACCAAUUGACGAUUUCUAUUCAAUCUUUCAAAGGCUUCAAAAUCGUAUCGAAGAGAUUAAAGUCUCGUACUGUGAGAGCUCAAUGGCAGGCACACUUCUAACCUGCUCUAGUCAGGUGAUGUGGAAGUUAAAGGCUUCGCGUCAAAGAAUAGCUACACUGGCCUCUACAUGCGUUCAGCAGUGGAUUAGGUUCUCAGAAACCUGUUUAAGCCUCUCAACCCAACCUUCAGAAGGCCUUAACCAACUUCUCCAAGCAAAUUCUUGUUAUUUUCCUUCUGAAUCGCGAGCAUUUGAUCUGCCAAGGGUUUUGCUUGAUUCCCGCUCCCGAUUGGAGGAAAUAGCCUGUCGUUUGGAUCAGCGUAUCCCACAUGCAUGCAUUACAGUCACCGAGGAUGUCAUUGCCCAACAAAAAUUGCUUCAGAUAGCAGCAGACGACUUCCUGCAAUGUUGUCAGAAGAUUAAUUCACUAACGUGCCCUAAUACGACCCUCCUCUCCGGUCUCCUCUCCGUAGCUGAGUCCAUUUCUACUGAGGUUAAGAUUUCCGGUGAUCUGCUCGCCCGAUCUGUGUCGAAUUCCACUACCUCCACCUCCUUUGAACACCACAUGAAUUGUCUUAUUAACAAAAUUUUGAUCUGUCUCCAGGAUCUUAAACAUAUUGAUAAAGAAGUUGAAGAGGAGAGAGGCAUGAUUAAUAAACUGACAAACUGUUUCUCAACUCUGCGAACCACUUGCACUCCUAGAUUAAAGAUUCUCGUCAUCAGUCUUGAACAUCUCACUCCUACCUCUUUUGAUGAUAUUUCCUACCUUCAGUGCCUUUUUCCUCUUCUUGCUUCCCUUCUCAACGCCAUGGCUUUUCGUCUCCAACACCUUUUUGCUCUCCUAAUUUCCUGGCUCAACCUCGGCGAAUUUCUCGCCCGCGUGACCUUCCAUCUUCUUAACGACGGUUUCUGCAAACCUACAGCUCUUUCCACAGUUGCAGCAAAUGAACAGCUUACGAAAGGGGAACCUUCAGCUGGCGACGGAGCCACUGGUGCCGAGAAUGACAAAGGUGAUGGUUGCACGAGUCUAAACGCAGAGGGUGUUGACACCAGUGGUGCUAAAGACGUUACCAAGGAUCUGGAAUCCCAAGAGCAAAUUGAGGGUACUAUUGAUCAACAAGGUCAGGUAUGUAAGAAUGAGAUGCUGUCUCAACAUAAUUGGGGGGAAGAGGGAAUCGAAAUGCCUGAUGACUUGGAUGGAGUAUUGGACGAUGGUAGUGGUUGGGAUGGUAAGGGUCCUGAAGCUGACGAAAAUGAAGAAAAUGACCUUCAGGACAUUGAUAACCAGAUGGGUGAGACCGGUGACGAGCCAGACGAAAUAAAUAAGGCAAUGUGGGCUUCCGAUGGCGAACAGGAUGAUGAGGACGAGGAAGAAGAGCGCAGAAACGCUGAUCUGGAUGAAGGAGGAGUCGAGGAUCGAAGAGGUUCUAAGUCAGAGCGCUCAAAAUCAACAGCCGUGAAUGCGAAAUCAGAAAAUGGUAAUGACAGGUCUUGUGAAGAUGCAGUGCAUUCUGACGAGGAGUGUGGAGAAGUUAACGAUGCUACCGAUACAAACACCACCGUUCAUGAUACUACAGGGGCGAUGAAACCUAAUGAAACCAGGACGGUUGCAGGUGAUGAGGAAGAGAAUGAGAGUAGCGCUUCAGAGGCACCAAAGCAGACGGAAGAGAGGCUAGCUCAAGAGGAGGCCAAGCUGAUAGGAACCGAGCAGGCGGGUGAGGAAAAGUGUGAAGACAUGGUGGAGGAUUUUGGUGAAAACAUGGAACUUCAACCGAAUACCGAUGACUUGGAAGAUAUAUCUGGUGAGUUGUGUACAUCUGUUAUUGACUUGUAA
Molecule: messenger RNA, 2459 nt
Organism: Hydatigera taeniaeformis
Lineage: Eukaryota; Metazoa; Platyhelminthes; Cestoda; Cyclophyllidea; Taeniidae
Source: the annotation of a GenBank genome assembly